AUGCAACCCAAAUCCAUAGCAUUACUUCAAAAAAUUGACACCACUGUGGAACAGUUGAUCAAUAAAUUUCUGAACAUUUUCGAAGUUGCGAUUAUCAGUGAUAAGUCUAAAGAGCUCCAGGCCAUUGAAUCCUUGACCAUAGAAGCUGAUGCUCUGACAAUAAUUAGGCUAUGUGAAGAAUUGCUUACAAUUACUCGUGGGUUAAAGGAAACAUGGUGUUUGGGAACACUAAAAGUUAAACAGGGAAAUGUAAGUGAAGACCUAGAAGAUGGUGAGGAGUUGAAGUUGGCACAUGAAAAAUUCAACGAAUUGACGGCAAAAAUAGCCCAGUUUGAACAAACAGCGUAA
Molecule: messenger RNA, 348 nt
Organism: Dujonia railenensis
Lineage: Eukaryota; Fungi; Ascomycota; Pichiomycetes; Serinales; Debaryomycetaceae
Source: the annotation of a GenBank genome assembly